GUCCGCAAGUCUCUGGUCAUCUCCUGGACUAUGUCCGCAGUUUCUAGUCAUCUCCUUUACUAUGUCCGCAGUCUCUGCUCAUCUCCUGUAGUAUGUCUGCAGUCUCUGGUCAUCUCCUGUACUAUGUUCGCAGUCUCUGGUCAUCUCCUAUAUACAUCCGCAGUCUCUGGUCAUCUCCUGUAGUACAUCCGCAGUCUCUGGUCAUCUCCUGUAGUACAUCCGCAAUCUCUGGUCACCUCCUGUAGUACAUCCGCAGUCUCUGGUCAUCUCCUGUACUAUGUCCGCAGUCUCUGGUUAUCUCCUGUAGUACAUCUGCAGUCUCUGGUCAUCUCCUGUACUAUGUCUGCAGU
This is a messenger RNA of Staurois parvus, 350 nucleotides long. The record is from the annotation of a GenBank genome assembly. NCBI's taxonomy places the organism in Eukaryota, Metazoa, Chordata, Amphibia, Anura, Ranidae.